Molecule: messenger RNA, 1915 nt
Organism: Aspergillus alliaceus
Lineage: Eukaryota; Fungi; Ascomycota; Eurotiomycetes; Eurotiales; Aspergillaceae
Product: POT family-domain-containing protein
Exons: 4
Coding region: 1-1794 (597 amino acids)
Biological process (GO): transmembrane transport
Cellular component (GO): membrane
Molecular function (GO): dipeptide transmembrane transporter activity
Source: RefSeq, a predicted model, not a curated record
AUGACUCCCCAGGACUCACUAGUCACGAACUCCCUGAGUGGAGAUAAGAAACCGCCGAUCACUGUCUUCGACGAGGAAAAAGCCUCGCCUACCUCGACCGAGGCCGUCUAUGAUGCCGACCAAUAUCUGGGUCAAGCGCCCACUGAAGAAGAGCUGAAUACCCUCCGGAAGGUCCCCGGCCCUGUCUCGGGAUCUGGAUAUUGGUUAUGCACCGUUGAAUUCGCAGAACGUGCAUCCUAUUAUGGUUGUACUUGGGUCUUCCAGAAUUUCAUUCAGUAUCCUCUCCCGCCAGGCGGCAAUGGCGCAGGAGCAUCGGCCCCCGGGUCGGAAAAGCCAGCGGGCGCAUUGGGUCAAGGAUUACAGAUCUCGUCGGCACUCACAUUGCUGUUCAAGUUCCUGGCGUACUGUAUUCCCAUCUUCGGCGGUUGGUUAGCAGACUCAAAGCUCGGUCGCUAUAAGACAAUUUGUAUCGGUGUAGUUAUUUGUGGAGUUGCGCAUAUUAUCAUGGUGGUCGGUGCGAUUCCGAGCAUCUUACAGGCUGGCCAUGGCAUGGCUCCUUUUAUUGUCAGCUUGAUGAUUCUCGCAAUAGGAGCUGGAAUCUUCAAACCGAAUAUUUCCCCGACCGUGAUGGAACAAGUCACAUUUAAGCACCCCUUUAUCAAGACCCUGAAGUCCGGUGAAAGGGUCAUUGUCGAUCCAGAAACUACGAUCCAGCGAUUGACUCUCACAUUCUACGCUCUAAUCAACGUGGGUGCCUUCUUCGGACUGGCGACAAGUUACUCUGCGAAGCGCGUCGGAUACUGGUUGGCCUACUUGCUUCCCGGCAUUAUUUACUUCUUGAUGCCGAUCAUCCUUGCACUGGUCUACAAGAGAACGAUCAAGUCACCCCCGCAAGGCAAUAUCCUGGGUGACACCCUACGCGUAAUCAAGCUAGCAAUCAGAGAGAACGGCUUCAGCAAGUUCGGAUCGAGGGCUUAUUUCGACUCUGUGAAGCCAUCAGCACUUGCAAGCCGAGGCGUCGCAUCCUACAAUGGGAAGCCAAUCAACUGGAGCGACGGGUUCGUAGACGAUGUGCGACGCACCCUCGUAGCCUGUCAGAUCUUCUGCUUCUACCCAAUUUACUACCUGAACAAUGGAGGAAUCGGAAGCAUAACCAACUCCCAAGCCGGAUCAAUGACCACAAAAGGCGCCCCAAACGACCUGGUCAGCAACUUCAACCCACUCACCAUUAUCAUCGCCUCCCCAAUCCUAAACUACGUCGUGUACCCAUUUCUCCGUCGACACCGCAUCGAAUUCGGCCCCAUCAAACGAAUCACCCUGGGCUUCAUACUAGCCGCCCUAAGCUGUGUCAUCGGCGCCCUCCUCCAAUGGCGUGUAUAUGAAACCUCUCCAUGCGGCUACCACGCAACAGAAUGCGACAUCGGCAGCGGCGUAUCCCCCCUCUCCGUCUGGGCCCAGAUCCCCAUGUACGUCCUGCAAGCCCUGUCGGAACUCUUCGCCGUCGUCAGCGGCUACGAGCUGUCGUUCUCGCGGUCCCCGAGAAGUAUGCGCGCUUUGGUCGUCGCUCUCUUCCUCUUCAUGUCGGCCCUCUCGUCUGCCAUCAGUCAGGCAGUUAUCCCGGCGUUGGUCGAUCCGCAUCUCAUCUGGCCAUUUGUGGGGACGGCGGUUCCGGGGGUGCUUCUUGCGGUGGUGUUUUAUUGGAUGUAUCGAGAUCUAGAUAAGGAGGCGUUCUUGCGGGAGGAUUCGGAUAUUCAGAGGGAUAUUUUGUCAGAAAACGAAAAGGAGACGAAGUGAUGUUAGUGCAUGACUUUGGGAUGGGCUUGGAGUAAGGUGGUAUUUUGGCAGGCCAAGUUUCAUGAUGGAUGGGUAUGGCUUCUCUGCUGUCUUUGUUGGCAGUAUUUCAGCAUAGCGAAAU